Molecule: messenger RNA, 863 nt
Organism: Saccostrea echinata
Lineage: Eukaryota; Metazoa; Mollusca; Bivalvia; Ostreida; Ostreidae
Exons: 6
Coding region: 55-438 (127 amino acids)
Source: RefSeq, a predicted model, not a curated record
UCAGUGGCGAGUAGACGUGCUUUUCACAGAGCGACAAAAAUCUCAAAUAUCACUAUGAAAAGACAAAGAUCUUCCGAGAGAAAGAGCAAGAGUGUGUCUAAGAGGCGCCGUAUAGACGUCUCUUCAGAUGACAGUCGUCAGUGGUACGAGGUGAUGCUUGCCCUGGCGGCCAAAUCAGCUUGCAAACAAGUCUUUACUUCUGCUGCUCAUGCAUGGAGAGAGCACAUUAAAGACUGGUAUGAGUUGACCCAUGCCAUCAACAAGUCUGAGGAGCGUAGGGAGCUACCUACCAUACCUCAACCUACGCACCAGAUGGAGUGGUUGGCUAGAGUCAAUUUUGAGCACAGAUCCAUGCGCCGUAACAUACCACAACAGAGCUCGAGACGUCAUAAAGUCUCCAAGAAACAAGACCUAGAUUCCUCUUUUUAUGUUUACUAGAGAGGAGGCAGAUUUUGGAUAUGUCUGCAUGGGUCGACAAAAGAAUAAAACCACAAUGAUUACAGUGUCACUAUGCUUGGAUUUUGUCCUACCUGAGCUAUACACUACCCUUAUAAUUAUGAUUUUUUAAGGGGCCAUGUGUAUAUUACUUUACAUAUACUGUAAAUAGACAUAUGUAUACGACAAAUUUGCUGCAUGCGUCGCAGAUGCUUUCUUAUUUGGCAAAGUUUUAUUUGUCUUUUAUCAUUUUUUUGUUGAAAAGGAUAAUUUUAAAAACAUUCUCGAAGUUCACCAUGAUUAUAAACAAAACUUUUGCAUAUCCUUUUAUUGACUGGCAUUUCUUUACCGAUUGAGUUCCUGCAAUCUUAAAAGAUUCUUUGAUAACUUACAUGUAGUUGGGUUAAUAAAUAAAAAAUUAAAUUAAG